This is a messenger RNA of Pocillopora meandrina, 22577 nucleotides long. The record is from the annotation of a GenBank genome assembly. NCBI's taxonomy places the organism in Eukaryota, Metazoa, Cnidaria, Anthozoa, Scleractinia, Pocilloporidae.
UUUAUAGAACCAGAGGACGAGCACGUGGGUAUUGAUGCUUCCAAUCAACAAUCUCAACAUGAAAGUAAGUGAAAGAGGGCGUCAAGGGAGACGCAAACACAAGACGCAAAUAAACAGACUCCUAAAACAUUGGUGUGAUUUACUGAGUCAACGUGCAUUUAUUUCGUUUAUUCAAAGUUUAUUCCUUCCCCGAAGACUGUUCAUCACACGAGGAACGAGGGCUACAUUGAGAGGGUGGUGAAAUUCAAACUUACUUCUUUUGUCGGUGGUUUUUUAAAUUGAAAAAUGUCCAUACUUGUGAAUCAUUCUUGUGUGUGUCUGAUUGUUUUACAGAGAUAGAGAAGGAUCUGGAUGAUGUUCUGCGUGUGGGUGAUUUCGAUGCGAUUGAUCAAACAGUGACUCCAAAAACCCUGGCAAGGUGUAAAACUAACACCUUAAUCAAAUCUUUCCAGGUUGGUCUUUUAACUUCAUCUUUACCUAUUUUACCGGCAUAAUUUACUCAGGGCUGUUUAGCCAGACCAAGUGACAAAAGUGAUCCUAAUCACAUAGAUUUUGUUUCACUUCUCCAUAUGAUUAGCUCGUCAUGCGCAUACCGCUCUCUCUACUAAUUAGCGUCAAAACUACAACCAAUUGUUUCUUGUUCACUGUCUGAGAGUGUACUUGUAACCUUGAAGUAUCACUGACUUGCAGUUAUAUCUUGUUUUCUUUCUCAUUGGUCAUCGAGGUUUCAGUGUACUAAUUUGCAAAGGACAAUUGAAAAACUCUCCCGCCUUGUUCAACAACUGGAGGCUAACAAGAAAUCAGAAACAAUAUUAUUGAUUUUUACGAGCCAUUUGAUGAAAACGAAGUCUUCAUUUCUUUUUAAACUCAGGUCAACAAAGCACUGCGAGAUUUAGCAGAUGGUGCAAACCCGGAGAAAGACGAUAUAGAACAUCUUGAAAAAUCUAUGUGCGAGUUCACAGCAGCCUUGAUAGAUCCUCUUAAAGCCGACGCCGAUACCAGAAAUACAUUUCAAAGUUGUUUUGAUGAUGUGGUGGACAAGGCAAUUGACACGAAGCAGAAGAAGGUACUACACGAGUGUUAAAAAGGUUUCCAAUCAAUACUUUAUUAAGACGAUUCUAGUGGAAUGCUGUCGCCCAUCUGAACACACAGGUGCCCUUACCUUUACGUGCUAUAUACGUAAGGAAAGAAUAGAGACAGCAAUGUCCCCACCAAUAACCACCGGUAAGGAGGCUUUGUGUGAUAUUGCAAAGGGAAUAUAUAUUUUAAGAUUUAUGCACACAAUAUUACGGUAUACUUAGUGCCAAUUCAAUGUACAAGACGUCGUUUUUUAUGUCUUUCCAUUUUUUUUUUUUUACAAAGAAGCAAUUAAUCAAUUUCCAGUGAAAGAAAGUUAUAUUCUGGUGAAUUUACUGAAUGAUGUAACGCCAAACUGAAUGAUUUGAAGACACUGAACAUAACCACAGCUGGGUGCUAUAGCUGAUCCGGCCAGAAAUUAGUUUUCGGCUUAAAUUGUAUCAGUAAUUUCUAAGAAAUCUUUCACACCCUUGCUUUAGCAGUUCUAUUCUGUUGUAGAUCACAGUCGUGAAGUCAAAAUGUGGCAAGAGCAAAGAGGUGGCACAUGACGCGCGGCCGGGUGUAUCACUGAUAUGUCGCGAAAAUUGUUUUGAAUUAAAUGAAGCCAAACUUUGUUAAUGAUGACUUCCCCUAUGAGGCUCUCUGAUAAGUAAUAAGCAAAAACUAGUCCAAAUUCAGCUCAUUGCGUAAAAUAAUGUAUCGACGAUUUUUUUCGCAGUUCAUCUCUCACCCAGUGGUGUAUAACUUGCUCAACUCCAGAUGGUACCAAUCCUAUUUUCACGUAAGAAAAGAAUCAUGGCGGACACCUCAACGCUGGGGAUACUUUUUUCUCAACCUCUGGACAGUGUUUGACAUCGUCUUUUUCCCCUUUCUCUUUGUUAUUUUCUUCGUCGUGCAUUUAAUAAAACAGGCCUUGAGGAGAAAAAAAGAGGUUUGUAAUUUAGCAUUACAUGGUAAUGCGUCUUUAGCAAGCUCUUAGGUAUUCAAGAGGUUUGAACCUGGAGGAGGAGAGGGGGAGGCGCGGAGGGUGAUGGUUUUUUGUAUUUUAUUCCUAACUCCAUAAACCUAGGUUACCAUGCAAGCUGAGUCCUCUCAACUUAAACAAUACAGGAGUCCUGGCUAAAACUAUGCGUGAGGUGCGGGUCACGUGUUUCUUUCCCGACGCGUGAAACGCGCUUCGUGCUUGCCUCGUGCUUGCCACCAUUCGCCUGAAAAAGACCAAAAAAAUACGCCUGUUCUACAGGCUACAUCGUUCAAGGAGUGUUCACAGGCCUGGUAUUUGUUCCCACCUGAUCAUAAAAGUCUUAAGAGUGGUUGAGAUCGUUCUAAACAAGUCUUGAGAUAAGAUACGAGUAGCUACUGGAGAGUUGUUGUGGUGCAUGGUAUCAGUUGUUAAAACUUUCCUUUAUUGAUCAGUGGUUUAUUCGUUUAGCUUAUGAUGCUUUCCUUGAUAAUUUUUCAGAAACUGAAAUAUGUUUUGUUUUGACACUGGGCAAAGAUAGCUCAAAAGAAGAAUUUGAUCUGAUUAAAAGGACAAUAAACUACAUUGUUCGUGAAUAUGGCUGCCACUUUGCCAAAUACUGUGUUGUUUUACAUGAAGACCACAAAAUGAUCGGUAACAUCAACUUUAAAGAGAGGUGCUCUACUGAGGCUGAACUUCGAGCGAGGAUUGACGCGUUACAGCUGCCAAGCUCUACCAGUUCACUCUGUGAAGAUCUUAUGGCCACCCGAAGUGCAUUCACAAACCAAACACAUAGGAAGGAGGCCAGAAAGGUGAGGUAUACGUGCGCGCAACCGUUUUCUGAAGCGCUGCCGAGUUUUGUCACUUAACUAGUUCCCAUGGGCUCAUUUUGCAGUCAUGAGCUGGCUAUCAGGCCUUGGCAAAUUAUACUUACCAAUUCGUAUUCAGUAUUGAUUGAUUUUGACGACCGCACGCUACAGUUGAUUUAUGUUUAAAACAUAAACACAAAUCAUGUUUUUGUUAGUGUCAUGGCUCAUAGGCCGGCCUCUUGCAUUUGCCCUCUUGCCGGAGAACUCAGGCUUUCCCUUCUUGCUUCAAGCUUUUAAACUCGCUGUCACGAAUAAUCGAGCGUCUAUGCUCUUUCUCUAUUAGAUAUCAGCAUGAGAAAACAUGUCCCACUAUUUUCCCUUGAUAUAGGUAAAAAGCAAUAACCAUUUCACGAUUGCUAUCGGCUCGUGAUCUUCCCGCCUUUCUUAAGAACUAUUGCGUAAAACUCCUCGGGAAUUUUGUUCAGGACCUCCGGUACGUCCCUUUUAAAUAAUUUGUUUUUUAAGUCCCAAAAGUUUCAGACUUUUAGCCGGAUGUUUGUGCUUUUUGGGGUAUCUUUUCUCUUAGUAUUCUCCCGUAAACUCUGAACCAAAACGUGGUUACUCUCCCCUGACUUGUCCGCGGUUUUGUUCUGCUGUGCUUUCGCGACUCUCUUGUCAAUCGAUUUAAUUUCAACUUUCUGCAAUCCAUUUCACUUUUUGCAUUCAGUUUCAACUCUCUACACAGUUUGGGAUUAACUGACGCCUUCUCAGCCAAUCAGCAUGCUGAAAUUUUGUGCAUACAUAUUAAUGAUUUAGUUCUUUAUCUUAUCUGGCAUUUCAUGUACAUAACAGCUACAGUUAUCAGUUGUGUGAACAGAUUAAACGGCGAGAUAAACAAAACUAUUAUAACUCAUGCAAUAGAUCCAUUAAGAUACUCACAAGCACAUCAAUAAUAUUUUUGCGAAUCCAAUCCUUGUUGCUGAAAGUGUAAAUUUUUUUUUAUUGAAAAAUUCAAGCAGCUCUUUUAUCAGAAGGCCAUUGUUGUUCAAGAUUGAUAAGUUUGGGCUCAUAUUUGAUAAGACUUGUAAAUUUGUUUUUGAGAAUCAAAUGGAAUAAAUAUCACCUUAUUUUUAAUUUUAUGUUUAUAUUAGGCGGUCGUUCUCUUUCUUAAUGACUCGUUACGCAUGGUUAAUGCUAACAUUGAGAGACUACCGCCCCUAAAGGAGAUAAAGGAUAUGCAAGUUAACAUCUUUCCCGUCGGUAUCGGGGAGUACGCCAAAUUAUCAGAGUUAAAUAAGAUGGCAACUAAAGAUUGCACAGCACGUCACUUUGGAGAAUACGAGUCACACGAGACGUUGGGGACAGCUGUCACACAAGGUAACAUGGGGAGGUUUAAAAUUUCGGUAUAAAAAAAACCCUCCUUACAAUGAUUAUUCUCCUAUUUGGUUUGGGAAAAAAUAAGAAAGCAUUGCAUGCAGUUGUUACGAUUUGAAUUGAGGAAGGUUUUUAACGGUGCUAUAUUUUUAAAAGCUUUUACUUUUCUCCCCACUUCUCGGAAGUGUGACUGGCUUUAUAAUUGAUAUGUUUUACUUUCUUACAGGUAUCGAGGGAAAGAACAUCUAUGGUGAGGACGAGCUAUUUUUGGUAGCUAGAUUUCCAGACCGUUAAACUUUUUUUUUUUUUUUUAAUAAUUUUCGCUAGACCGCCAGUGCUUCCAGAGUUUUCUUUUGAUGGUCUCCAUUCUAAGCUAGCGUCUCAAUCAUUGUCCUACCGAGUAUAACUAUGAUUAUUAUGAUGCCUUCCAGAGAAAUACAAGGAUUACUUUACGACUCCUUAUUUCGUCUUUUUCCGCGACACGCUGAGCUAUCUCAUCCUCCUCGUUCUGCACUUCGCCAUUUGCCUGUCCCCUUCAGCUAUUGCGUUCAGUCGACUAGAAUGGGCCAUUUCAGUUUUCUUCCUGGGACGCGUUUUGAUGGAGGUGGAUCAGUUUAUUAGUACUGAAAAGGCUGGUAUGAAAGAACGUAUGCUGUGGAGGAGGAAAAGGGAUGGCUCCAGCUACCAAGUAUGUUCACAUGAGGGUCAACAAGAGACAAAUGAGGCAGAAGAAGACAAUAUCAUGCUAAAGAACCUUAAUAAUUAUUUUAGGUAUUUCAACUUUCUAUUGUCUGUUUGUUAGUGACAAUAGUAGAUUCUCAUUCAUGUUGGGGGCAUGAUCAGCUAGGAAGGAUGGGGAAAAAGAGUUAACAGCUUGAAGAAGGUAACAAAAUGAGUCACUGUUCUCUGCCUGGUACACUGGUAAUUUUUUUAGAGCUGUAUCAUUAGUCAUGAGGUGACAUUGUUCACUGCCUGGGUUCAUUGAUAGCAACCGGUGUUUAUUGUUUUAGUACACCGUUAAUUAGCUCGUACCCUUUGUAACAAAAAAUAGUGGAACAUGUAACUGAUUAUCUUGCUUUAUAAUUAUGCAAGAUCUAGCUGUUCACGGAUUACAUCAAAUAAAUGGUCUUCUAGUACUGAUAUCUACUACUUUUUUAGUGACCGUUGGAAUGUGCUUGACUUCAUCAUUCUUGUUUUCUACCUGAUUACCUUCAUACUACGCAUAAUUACAUGGAGGAACUCCACGGACGUGUCAGAAAACUCACUCUUGGCUGUCUCAGAGUAUUUCUAUGGAUUUAUCGCCAUGUUUCUCACACUGAGAGCCUUUGGUCAAGUCAUAGAGCGCGUGCGGGGAAUGGGUGCAAUACAAAUCGCUUUGUUCUUUGUUAUCUGGGAUGUAAUGGCGAUAUUUUGGCAGUUUUUGGCCAUGAUUCUGGCAUUUUCCCUGGCUAUGACCAAGAUAUAUGUUGCUGAGAAGGCCUAUACCUUAGGAAAAGAUUCCGCGAAGGAUUUGUGAGUACAUAGUGCGAUCUUUCUAAAGUAUCGAAACCGUGAGUGACAGAUUCUAACUUGCUGGGCUCAUUCAUUUGUUACUCUUUUGUAGUAGUGGGGUGGAAGAGUUUUCCUUUUACAUUAUGGAGGGGGACCUCAUGUAUGUCUAGGCACCCAAUGUAGGAAACAGUGGGCUAAAAGCUAAUCAAGUGAGAUUUAGCUUUUUGGAUGGAAAGCCUGACAGGAGGGUAAAACUACUCAGAUCAGAAUGUCAAACGUUGCAUGAAAGGCCGAUUUUUUACAGUCUUUAUGAAUACUCACACAGGCCUCAAUAAAUAAGUCACUUCGUCGCGCCACUAAUACAAAAGGUUUGAAAUCAAAUUAUGAUAGCCUGAUACCCAUUAAUCAUUGCUGGGUCAGUCGUAGUCAUGAAUUGUGGAGUCAGUGACUUGCUAUACACCGUGAAUUUUUGUGUUACGGGAGGUAUAAGUUCAGGAAUGUUAGUUAACAAUUUCUCUGGAAAAACACAACUGUGUAAAAUAAAAUUCGGAGGGGGGGGGGAGUGGUUAUGUAACUUUGACAAUUUCUGUUGGUUAAACCGUAAACCAUGACAACAGUUUCUUUAACCAUUCAUUUUCUCCUAUCAUUUUUAGGGCAUGCAGUGAUUCCGGGCUAAUUUGGUAAGAAUAAAAUUGUUGUUUUUUUCUACUCUAAUUUUAACUUUGUACUCUGAUGUCUAAAAUAUACCAGGUUACACGAAAUUUUUGCUAACCUUGAAUUUCGCGCUUUCAAUAUGCCGCGAUUAUUUUAAAAAGUUUCAAGCGUGAAAUUCUAUACCUGAGGGGUCGGAAAGGCUAAUUAAGGUCUCCCGAGAGGAAAAGAAGUGAGAAAAAAUCAUUCUGAUGUGUUGAAAUAAGUACUGAUGUUCAACACUGAGCUUUAUCAGCUUCAUCAUGAAAAUUUGCAGGAAAGACACUCUUUCCUUUCAUGGCAGCAUAUUUACUAGAACAAGAAGCAGAGCUGCGAGUGAAGAAACCCUCUUUGCCCCCCAUUCCUCUUUCGGCUUCGCGUCCGAUUAAUUAACGCUACUUCGCCUCUUAAACCUACAAAAAGGCCGACGCAGCUAUUAGUUUACCUUCUUAAGAGGUACCUUACGGUUUCACCUUCUGGAAAAAUCCAGACUUCAUCGUUGCUAUUUCUUUUUACCACAGGUAUCCCUCAGGUUUAAGGUUAUCUUGUGAUAUUUUGGAUACCAACACUUAAAUGUGUUGGUGUUUGACUUAAUUGAGCUGACCAGGAAUCUUGAAAGCAAAUUUUGAAAUCGAUGAUCCACGUAGGAGUAGUGACACGAUGGCCUCCAGGACACAGACGUUUAAAAACAUUUAUGGCGGUCAUAACAAUCUCAAUUUCAAAAAUUCAAUGGUGUUUUGAUCUAACUCGUUGCUUAUGUUCUUCAGUUGGUGGAACAUGGCGACACACCUUGGUUGGUCUUUAUUGGGUUUAGCUGACCUGGAUAGGUUGAACUCCGUCGACGAUUCAUCCGUUUCUCUUAUUCAUGUGCUGUACAGCUUCUUCUUAAUCAUGGCAGUUAUUCUUCUCGUGAACAUGAUGAUUGCGUUGCUCUCAAACACCUAUCAGCAGGUUCAGGUACUUAACAGUCUCUCUGCCUUCGCCGAUGUAUAUUAAUUCUGUUCAUAAUCCAGAGUUAAGAAAAUAUGAGAAGUUCUCGACUGUAAACUCGGUAGGAAGUUUUUGGCGUAAGAUACAAAAUACAUUUUUCGCAAAGUUCAAAAGAUUCUAUGAUCAUUUAUAAAUGUACUUUUAGCCGACUGACGCUUUAGACGAAAAUGAUGGUGAAUAUUGUCCCUCUGGUAUGAUAUGCCAAAAUAUUCUUCAGCUAUAGGAGUGUCGCCUCUUGUUUUUAUUAACUGGUACUUCCUUAGAAGCUGUUAAGUCCCUCGCAUUCCUCUAUUAUCAGGAUAAUUCACUGCAGGAGUGGUCUUUCAAGAGAGCCAUUACUGUAAGAACUUACAGCACCUAUCAUCCGAUACCAGUGCCCUUCAACCUUUUGUCUGUCCCCCUGAUAGCACUCUGGAACCUAUGUUGGCGCGACACUUCUGCUUCGCUCAAGGGCGGACGGGUAAGCUGCGGCCUUGCCAAUUAGUUUUGUGAGUUUUAACAAGCUGCUGUUGUUUAAAGUUAUCGUUCACGUCUGCUCAGUGAUUUUACUUCACUUUCGAUGUGGCCUUCUUUGAUUCGACAGAGAGUAGCUCUGAAUAAAGUGGUGAAGAAACUAGAAAGGAUGUACUUCGAGAAAUACGGUUAUGAAUUUCCCCUCACAGGUGGGUGAUAUGCUAGAUUAGUAGAUAGCCCCAGAAAUCUAUGAUAUGAUCAUAAAAAAGAAUAUGGCGGAAAGAGAUGUUUUUCUACUAAACCUUGCUUCGCUAUGAUCAAAGUAAUAGUUCUAAAGAAGUUUAUACCAUGACAGACAAGAAAUAAAAAAUCACAAAUUAAGAAUUCCAGUAAUGAUAAUCUAUUUAUAACGAAGGGUAUCGUAAUGAUUUUGCGGACUAGAUUCAGAAGAGACCAAUUUAAUAUUUGGUUCCUCGCUUUGUUUUAGAGGGGAAAAAGAUAGAUCACUUGGUGCAAGAAAAUGAGGGAGGACGAAAAUUGGCCAAUCAGAUAGUUCGGCAAGUAUUCCGACCGCGUGGAAAUAAGGAGGAAAAACUUGCGUCUGGCCACAGAGUGAGUGUUUUUCAGGCCCACAUUCUUAUGUUAAUUAAACAGGAAGUUUCCCUACCAUAUACUAUGGAUCCUGCUCCAUCAGGAUACACCUUUUUAACCUUUUUAAUUUGCAUUUUAACCUUUUCCCUCGAACACAAAUUUAAAUGUACGAUUGAGAAAAUCUUUCAAGAAACGUUGUGCUGUAGUUUCCAUGUUCCCUUGAAAAAAAACGGACUUGUUUUGUAGUGACAUAGAAAAGCUGAUCUGAAAUGCUGCUCCAGGAAGUACAAAAAAAGUCAACAAAACUCGCUCUCAAUGCGCGAUACGAAAAGUAAUGGGAGGGUUAUAGCUUGAAUAAAACCCCUUCUAGCUUGCUGGUAUGUCGGCUGACAAUGUCACUGGUUGAGAGAUUGUCUUUAAGUUUUCAAAUUUCUACUUGAAGCUUUGGUUCUUGGCCAAAUGUUCAUUCUUGGACAAUGUCUCAGCCGUAGACAUUUUCAGGUGACAUACCAGCCGCCUGAAGGGGUCCAUCGUGUUACUGAAGUUUUGUUUGAUUGUCAUUUAAAGGCGUGGUAUGAUUCGCCGGGAAUUGCUGUCGAUGGCUGUCUCCUAACUUACGUGGGACCAGAUGUCUGCGACAUAUGCAAAAGUGGAAAUCGUAAGAACAUUCACAGUGCCAAGUUCAAGUCUCCCUUUACACCAGAGACACCAAGAUUUGAGGUGUGCUUUCGAUUUAUAGAAAAUUAUUUGCGAACAAAAAAUUUAAUUCAUAUACUUCCUGCUUCAUGAUAGAUUCUCUGAAGAUGCAACAUAAUUACAUUGUCUUUUUACCCUCUUCUCUUAAAUAACCUCCCUCUUGUAGGCGCUGGUAUUCUUUUCUAUUUUGUAGCUCUACAGGUACUAAUUUUUCUAAGAAUGAACUUAACGGUGCCUCCAUAAUAGAAAGACCAGACCGGUUCCUGAAAAACAUCUUUAUGUUCCUCUUGUGGUAUCCUAUUUUCACCUUUGCUUUCAUGGUAACGUGUCAACAUGGAUCAAGUUUGGGCACUUAACCCUGUAACACCUAAGAGCGACUAUGAUGCCAAUGUCUCCACACUUUAUUAUCCCUGAGUCGAACAUUAGGGUCACUUGGAUAAAGUAAAUGAUCACCAACCGAAACAGCUCUUCAUUGUUUAAAUAAUUCUUCCUUGUCAGCACAAUUGUAUAGAGAACAGCAUGGAGAAUAUUCAUAAUUAUGUUAGGGUAUGAAAGGUUAAGGGGAGGUUAGGGGAGGGGAGGGGGGGGGAGGGGAGGGUAAUGGGCUAGAAAUUGAAUCUAUAAAUGGUAUGGUUUCAUCAGUAAUCUGCCAACAUAUCAUACCUCGGCACACUCCUCCAGCUACAAUUAAUCGAGGGAUUGUUCCUGUGACCAAAUUGAAAGCAUGUGGAGAGGGAGCUCUCUCUACGGCAGCUAUCAGGCUCUAGAAUCAAAAGAAGAACUUUGUCGUAUCCAGUGUUAAAAAGACCACAAAAAUUUUGUUCAAGUCUGUGUAAUUUUAAUAUUUGCGAACAUUUACAACUUUCUACCAAAAUUCAGUGCCCUGAUUGCUCUUAAUUAAGGUACGAACAGGGAAAUAGCGUGUCGAUCUAAUUUUUAGAAUUCUAUAUCAGGCAUAUCUGUAUUCCAUAAUUGUGAACAUUAGAGUUUAUACUUUACACCUGUGAUCAUGGCUGCCCUAAAUUUUCGUACUUUUCUUCUUCAAAGUUGAGACGUUUGAUUUCCACACGUUUUAGAUGUGCCAUCGUGACAGAGACCGUUUUAGUAGAGUAACAAACGAAGACAUUCAGGAGGAAAUUGGAGACCUGCGACGUGAUUUUCAGAAUCAACUUACCGAGCAAAGGAGGAUGUUGUCAGAAAUGAGAAAUUUAGUACUGCGUUUGAAGGAAGUAAAGGAUGAAGAUGAACAAGAAGAAGAUACUAAGAAACUGGCGGGUGACUUAAGUUAAAUCCACAAGUGAUGGCUUACGCGCAGUUUGAUGGAUCGGAUCAAUGGAUGGAUGAAAAUAAAGAAGAUUUUCAUUACCUUAGUAGUCGUUCAAGAACAUUCAUUUAGUUUAAACGCAAUGUAAAUCGUAUGCAAUCACUCUUUUUGAUGAGUGAAAAAGAUGCAAACUGUAUUUCUAUAGCUGUAAUAUUUCUUGUUGAAUUAAAAUUGUAGUCUGCUUACUUACAAAGAUUGUAGGAGUUAUGAAAACCAUUCACUACCAUCUAUAAGUUACGUUUGCUUAAUCAUAUAGCUCCUAGUCAAUAACCAUAGUCUCCCCAUCAACUGUUAUAUAUGUUCCUGCAAAUUAUUUGGGAGAAUGUAGAGUUAAAUCAAGGUAUCACUUUGCUUGUGAGUUAAUCUGUUAUCUGUUUGCUGAGGAACAAAUAAAUAUCAUAGAAAGAAAAGUAUUUCUGCUAAUCUUUUCACAUUGCACUGUUUUCUUUCGUUAAGUGUCAUCAUUUUAAGAUGACACAGAACGCAUUCAGAUCAGUUUGCAGAAGUUACAAAUAUUCUACUGAACAACCAUAUAUAGGUUUGUUUCGGAAUUUAUAAUACUUGUACACAUUCAAUCAAUGCGUGAAUGUAAAUACUGUUGAUAGGCGAUAGAUUAGUCGUUCGAUCAAACUGCCUUGAAGCGUGCUCACUCGGGAAAUAUCCUAUUAAGAGAAAGCUAAAUUGUUCGGUAUUUGUCUCGAGCGUAGGAAAAACUCACGACGUAAUAGGGGGCACUAUAAGACAAGGGGGCACUAUAAGACACAGCCAAUCAAAAUACGGUCAAAUGAAUUCAAUAUAUAUCGAUAAUGUCAAAAUGAUUACUGCAAGGACUGAUAAUGUACGAAAAUAUAAUGAUUCCAUCAUUCGAGUGGUCAAUACCAAUGGUUUUCAUACCAGUUUUCCUCAGGUGUAACAACGACAGGAUGAGGAAGUUAAGAGACAUAUAUAUCAACCGUCCUCACAGCCUCUUACGCAUAUAUUGUCUUCCCGUGCCUUUCUUAAUAUUCCACUAGUCUUGGAGGUGUCGAAUAUAGAUAGCGGCAGAAAAUUUUUUGUUUUAAUAUUUCUAGUACACGUGAGCGCGAGGCGAGUCGAAAGGGCGAGUCAUAAGCGAGGUGGGAACGUUACAUCUGUGCAACUAAUUUGUAUGUGAUCCCGGUGAACAAAAUGAUUCCCAAGUUUGCACUGCAUUAGAGUCCGGACAUAAAUUUAAAAAUAUCCUAUUGGAGGAUAGCAAACGACACCUAAACAUAUUUCAACGCCAAAUUUGGCCUCUCUAUGGCUCGCUGGUCUGCUGCCGUUAAUAUUUCUUAACGAAACUUUUAACCUUUCACUAUGAGAUUUUUUUGAAAUCUUGGUACCUUUGUUUUUAAAUCCAUUCCCGCUUUAAUGCCAAAUUAGUCAAAACAUAUCUCACUUUCAGACCAUUCAGUUUAAUUAUGUCUCUUAGAGAAGACAAACUGGCCGCGGAAUUUGGGGUCAGCCAGGUUCUUGCGGUAUCUGAUCUCGCUCUUUCCCAUAGAACGGGGAAACACCUCAGUCCGCGCCAACAUCUUUUUUUUUCUCAUUGUUUUCUUUUUUCACUCCCGCAACGGACUUUGCCAAAACGUAGGUACUUCUCGUAAUCAGGAGCAAGAGAUUUUCAUAAUCUCUCGGUCAGGAGACAUGUUAUUACUUACGCAGGUAUUGUAUCCUCACCCUCCCUCACCCAGGUUGUUUGGUUCUUAAAGGAAUGGAGAGAAGACUGGGUUCAAGUCACCAUCGUGACCACGUCGCGCAUGCAAAAAGUAUGGCUGCAGGAAGGAACACCUUUCUUUGGCAUGAAAAUUCGUGACAAAAUGCCCCUUCUGCAUCACUUGGCUAUUAAAUCACCUUUAUCAAUAUAUGGCUCCUUCCGCUGAAUAACAUGGGAAUGUUUACAGAGGCUUAAGAACACAAAAACGGCGAAUGUUUAUGUUCACGCACUCACCGCUGGCGAACACAGAAACAUCUGAAAGUCGUCCAGGCAUCAAGGUAUUUCUUGAGGCUGUUCUGCUUUGCACGGUGUUUUCUAUUUCAUUUUAAUUCUUAAGAAGUUUCUCCUGUUCAAUUUAUUUUUAGGCGUGGUAAGGAACGGUUUAAUUCAUUUUAAAUUGUUUUAGUACCUGAACGCGGUAAAUUUAAAUAUUUUCUUGAGAGCUCUGCACUCAAAUGAAGUUAAAUAGCUGCAUCUGUUGUAGAAAGCGUAGAUAGCUGUAUGCUGUAUCUGCGGUAUACUAUCCAUUGUAGACAGCCUACAAGCUGGGGUGAAUCUAGUGAAAGAGAAUGUCAAUAGAUGUAUCCAUUUCAUAGCAGAUAGUUGUAUGUAGGUAGUGUGGACUCUGCUGAUUUAACAAUCGGUUUAUGCUUAGUGAAGAUUUAUCAAGAUAUGGAUGCAAACUGAAAGUUUGGAGAACAGGAGAGAAGCAUUAGAGUUGCUUGAGGCAAACUUAAGAGCAUCUCUAACCUUCAGAGUGCUCUCCAAACUUCCCAAUUACAUCCAUAUCUUGAUAUAUGUGCAUAGCAUGAACCAAUUGUUCUAUAGCACAGAUGAAACAGAGUGUGCAUGAAAAAAGAGAUUUAUUACAAUUGUUUUGGGUUUACUAGAGUGCAUUGAAGUGGACCACUAAGUAACUGAUGUUUGCACUUUUGUAAAAGAAAAAGAACAUUUACUUCCAAAAGAUUCCUAUGAAAAUCUCAUUCAAUGGAUAGCAAAAAAACCUUCCAAUUUAUCUGAAAUAAACUCAGACACAUAAAUUUUAUGGUCUAUUGCCAUUGAUGUCUGAGUAAUUGUUGGCAAAUUUAAACUGCUGUGGUGCUGCUUUAGUCUCCUCCACAGCCUAACCAAAGAUAUUUUGCCAUCUCCACUCUUUGAGUGGGUGAAAAGGUAUUGAAUGAAGAAAAAAAUAUAUUUUGAAAGCUUUCAUGCAGGCAUACCAACAAGGGCUCCUUAAUCAGUACUUUCAAUGAGACCUGGCACCCGCUAGAGCUCUGGCGAAUAUUCUGGUGUUAAUUACCAGGUAUACUUUGGAAGCUUUCAAGCAAACUCACAAAGUGAGACCUAAAACACCUCCAGAUCUUCAUGAGUUCUUUCAGUUGACUUUUAACUUUCUGAAUGGGUUUUGAUAAAAAUAUUGAUAUUGUUUUAUCAUAUAUUCUGGCAUACAUUUCAUACAUCUCUAGCCAAAAAAAGAUUUUGAGUUUCCAAGAACAUAUUAACUCAAAUUUUGCUAACCAAUUACUACAUGUCCUUUCAGAGGACUUUUUAUGUGAAACUCAGGGAGCAAGCUUGUAUGCCAGCAAAUGGAAGAUUUUGAUCAGAAUUAAAAUGAUCAGUUUAACAAUUGUUACAAAGGAGAUGAAUAUUUAAUGAUCAUAUAUGGAAGUUUAACAUUGAAAACUCUGUUUGAAGCCAGUUUUGUCUGAAUGGAAGUAAUGGGAUUGCAAGAAGGAAAUUGUUUUUAUAUUUCUCUCUGGUAGGUGCUUUACCAAGGUGGCCAUCUUCUUCAAAUCUUAUUUAAAGCAAUUCUUAAUUGGUUGUUGCCUACCUUGUUUAUAGGGAAUUGACACAUGAGGGGGUGAAGUCCUGGGUAGCUAAAAGUGAAUUAAAAUUGUGUUGGGUUUACCAGCUUAUCGACUAACUUUCAGCUAAGUCAACUAACUUUGACUUCUUGACUGACUUACGAACUGACUACAUGACUAACACCAAAUGAUAACACCUAUCAACUUUGUUUGCCAACUGUUUCCCAGAAAUGGAAAAUUGUUAUUGGAUCGUUAUCAAACUUUUUGUGUAAACUGAUGUUGCAAGGAAAACAUUAAAAAUAUGUUGUUUUUUUUCAGGGUGUAUGCCAACCUUCAACCAUGUUUAUUGAUGAUUUCUUUACUGUGAAUUCCAGUCAUUGGCUGACACAGGUAAACAAGAUCCUGGUAAACAAAGUUUUGGUUUGUUUGUAGUUUACCUUAGAUGUGAAGUGCAUAGGAAGAUGGGAAAUUUUUUUCUUAUGCUUUUUCUUAUUCCUAAAUGCAUAGAACAUAUAUUUAGAAACAGUCUUAACCAGCUCUCUCCUUCCCUGCUUAAUAAAAAAUUUCCAAAUAAAGUAUGCACAUAUUAUAGUUGAACCCAAAUCAAUUUUUCACCUUUCAAAUGGUUCAAAGGAUCUCUAAAAAGGUUGUUUAAAUUAAACACAAACAUAAACACACUGUAACUGCAUUUUAAUACCCAGAUUAGAGCAAAACACUUUUUAACUGAUAAUUUCUUUGUUUCCUACCUAAGAUAGAAAGAUACUCUUCCUGUUAUAUCUUGGCACUUGUGGUAGUGCAGGUAAUUUCAUGAGAUAAGUAGACUUAUACAAAAUAAAAUACAGUGUUGUUAAGUCCAAGAAAAAGACCUAAAAAAUAUACAGGAUAAAACUGUUUUGGAUACUGGACUGUCUUUAAGUGCUGAUGAGGUGUUUGACUUUGUACAAAUGAUGGAAGACAUAAAGCUGGCCACUCAAGAGGUUGGUGUCACCCCAAAAAAAUCUCUUCCUUAGUCUUGAUCUGUGAUGCAAAGACUUGGACCUCAAAAAAGAGGAUAAAACUGUUUUGGACAAUGGACUACCUCUAAGCGCUGAUGAGGUGUUUGACUUUGUACAAGAGAUGGGAAACAUAAAGCUGAUCCUUCAAGGGAUUGGUGUUACCCAAAACAUCUCUUUCUUAGUCUUGAACUGUGAUGCAAAGACUUGGUCCCCCCCAAAAAGGAUAAAACUGUUUUGGAUAAUGAACUGUCUUUAUGCACUGAUCAGGCGUUUGACUUUGUACAAGAGAUGGGAGACAUAAAGCUGGCCCCUCAAGAGGCUGGUGUCACCCAAAAGAUCUCUUCCCUAGUCUUGAACGGUAAUGCAAAGACUAGGUUUCCCCAAAAAGAGGAUAAAAGUGUUUUGGACAAUGGACUGUCUUUAUGCACUGAUUGGGUGUUUGACUUUGUGCACGUGAUGGGAGAGAUAAAGCUGACCCUUCAAGGUGUUGGUGUCACCCAAAAAAAAUCUCUUCCUUAGUCUUGAUUUGUGAUUCAAAGACUUAGUCCCCCAAUCAUAGCGCACGUAUGAAGCGAGAGAUAUGAUAUGCACAUUUAUUCGUGGACAGCAUUUUACUCAGCUGUACGUCUUGUCUCUCGACGAUUUCUUGAUUCAGGCGCAAUCCUCUCUCAAACAAUUAGUUAUAGAAGUAUUCUUCGUUUUAAAAAGCACCAUGUGAAGUGCACAAAUAACAAGAGAAAUCUUUGCACUACUGAAAAGCAACGCGCCAAGUGCACAAACAACAAAGGUGUUCCUCGUUCUAAAAAGCAACGCGUGAAGUACGGCGAAUUAAUCAGCGAAUUGGACAACCCUUACAGUCGGUGAGAGUUAGAAAAACCCAUUUUUACAUUCAGUUUUGUCGUCAUUUUUAUAGGAACGAUGGACCACCUUAUUCGUCGGACAUAAAACUCGAUUCCAAUCCUCUAAUAUCUAACUACUAGGGACCUACCCUUGGGUUACUUUUUUUUUCCAACUAAUUCCUUUUAGUGAAUUGCAUCUGUUAAAACUGAUAUAAGUCAAGGAGCAUCGUCGUCACGUUUUGAAUCGUGUUUUAUAAAAUAAUUCAAAUAGUACGCGUGCUCUGAUUGGCCAUAAAACCAUUUUACAUGAACGUAUGUAAACACGGUUUUCGUUUCUCUUUCAUUAGUUAUUUUAUAAAAGAAAUGUAAAAUGGUUUCCGAUUAGUAAGCAAAUUAUAACCGUGUGCCUGUUCUCUUUUAGCUACCGUAACGUACAAAAGAAAGUCAAGGGAGGCGAGAAUACUUUUUUUCUGGUUAGUGUAGCUAUGUUGUACAUUGAAGUGAAAACUUGUGAAAUAGUCACGGACAAAUCAAAAAGGAAAGGCUUAAAAUGCAGAAAGGCAAAUGUUGGAAAAGAUCCCUUAGGGUCUUGAAUCUCGGGUUGGAAUCAUAGGGAUGUUUCUGAGGGAGCAAAUAAGUAAAUCAAGAAAUUAAAAUUCUGCAAGUUUUUGGCUUUAGCUAUCUUCUCUAGGAUGACAGUAAGUAUUGUGCACUCACUGAGAAAUAGAUCUUAACGUUUACUACUCCAGUGAUUGAGCUUGUCAUGCAAAAUAUAGGAAAUCUAUAAUUACAAGACAUUGCAUUAUUAACUGUUGAUUACCUGACCAUCUUCAACACAAAUAAUAUCGCAUUCUUGUACGUCUUGUGCAUCACUUGUGCUUGUAGUUGUGGUUGUACUGGUAAUUCUGGUAAUUGUACUUGUACUUUCACUUGGAUAAGGGAAGUAACUUGAGACAUCAACCUGAGGUAACUAGCAAUGAAUUCAUUUGCAUUACACUUCAGCACAUACACUAUAAAAUUGUAGUGGUAUACCAAAAAUCACACAAGCAAACAAACAAAGCCAGCUGAGCAAAUGAUUAACAUCAAAUGAAAAGAGGUAAGGGCAAGAUUCAUUCAGAAUAUUACUGGGAAUAAAAUAAGCGCAUUAGAUCAUAUACCCAUGAAUUUUGCGCUAUAUAGAUAAUAAAGUCAUUAAAUAAGGCAGUCAGGCAAGCGGGUUAAAAGAUAGAAAAAGAAUUAACGAUGCAUAGCUACUGAACCAAAGCAAAUAUACUGAUAGAAAUUGAUCAAGAGCAAAUAUUCUCUGAUUAUAGUAUAUACCUUGCUUGGAGCUAAAGUCAGGGCACUUUUUGAAGACCUUUGUCCAACACUAUCAUCAGAUUCUUCAACUGACUGACCUUCAGACUGAUCUGAGGAAUCAACGCCAUCCGCAACGUAACUCAGGUAGUCAAUGUUACUGCAGAGAUAAAAACUUACUCGGGAGUAUGGUUUCCCGAGUUCUUCUUUUUAUUUCCCAAGAGUAAACUCGAGAUCCUUUUGCCAUGAAAUCUCUUAGUACUUCUGACUUGUCGGGAUAGAGGAGCUUGUAUCCUAACGCUUUGUCGCUCUUGAUUAAACUGGAAUUGAAGCGAUUUUGCUUCGCCACUGCUUUAGCUUUUAGUACCUCAGAAGUCGCGUUGGAAAGUACUUUCAAAGGUAAACUGCUUCCUCUCCUUGUCGCUGGCUCUCCAUCUUUCCAGAUCAUCUCCCCAGUCUGUAUUAUAACUUCACUUGCUUCAGUAUUUUUUGGAGCUCGGGGCAUUUCCUUAGCCUUCUCACAAAACUUCGAACCACGUUCCUCUGCUUUCCGCUUUCUAAAGUCUUCAUAGGAAUAACAGAAGUUGGCGGUGCUGGAAAGAACCUCGGCAGCGCAAUGGGUACAAAACAUCUCCCCUUAGGUUGGUCAUCUCAGCAUCGCUAUACCCACCAUUUUGAGCCAUUCUGAGCCAUUCUGAGCCACUCUGAGCCACUCUGAGCCACUCUGAGCCACUCUGAGCCACUCUGAACCACUCUGAGCCACUCUGAGCCACUCUGAGCCACUCUGAGCCACUCUGAGCCCUUCUGAGCCACGCGGAGCCACGCGGAGCCACUCACUCUUUUAGUGUUUAUUAUACAUAUUCAAGUGCCUCAUUUCACGUGAAAAAGGCAUGUAGGAAAACACUGAGCUUCGAGAAACAGCCAAGUUAAGGCUAAUGUGUUUACCAUGCUUAAAUAUUUAUAAUCAGGGCCACUUGUUUAGGAGACCUUUUUUCAAAAGAUCCAGACGUUAAAAUAAUUCUGUUUUCCGUUCGAAGUGUUUUUUUCCUAUUUAAUUUAACAAAUGAACUCGGUUUGAAAACUUAACUUUCGAACCGAACGGCAGGUGAAAUGUUGUGUUGGUGUCUCUGUCCCCCCCCUCCCCCACCACGUCUCUGCGAAAGGUAUAUGCCGACAACCUGCAUGGAAAAACUGACCACAGCAAUCGCACCAAAUUUUUAAAACAAAUAUUUAAAACUAGACUGGUGAGCAGUACUCCUUAUUCUCCGACGCGUUUCGUCUAACUGUCGUAGACUUCUUCGAGGUUUUUUACAAUUUAACACUAAACACCUGUAUUUAUAAGCCAUAGUUAGCGGCUAUAAGCGGGCCAGUGACCAUAAAGGCUUGGCCGAACCUACGAAUACGAAUAGGUGAAGUUGCGAAAAAUUUGAAAACUUUUUGGGGUAAGGCGGGAGAAUUCAUUUGGAGACCACGGUUUUGGUUUUUUUUUUUUGCUUUUAUUUGUCGGAGCUUUUACUAAUUUGCAGCAACAUUUGUUAAUUUUACGUAAUGUUUUAUUAUUUUUGCAUCAAUAUAUAUUUGUUUACAUCCACAUAUAUUUGUUUGCACCUAUAUGCAUUUGUUUGCAGCUGUCCCCUGUGGGCCACUGUUAAAACCUGUUUGGGGUGCGGUCUGAGAAACUAGGAUAGAUCGAGAAAUUCGAAGUGAACUACGUCUGGUGUUUUGAUUGCAAUUUGGAAAGCUUUGUUUGCUUAGUGGAUAAAGAUAAGGCAGAUGUAGUUUAGAAAAUGGUUUUGAUCUUUGAAAUUCAUAAAGAUUUCGUCCAUGAAAGAUUAUGCAAAUUUACGCCUGAAAUUGAAGCGAACCGUAAUUUGAGCUUUUGUUUACUUCAGUUUGGGUGAUGUUUAAAAGUAAAAGUCGGUCUUCUAAAAGCGACAACAUUGUUCACUGAAGGGAAAAGUUUCUUCGCUUUCUUUUCCAAUCAGGCAAUAUUCUAUCCCUGACCUCUUGUGGAUCACAGACGCGGCAAUUCCACUCCGCAUUCCAGCCGUCAAAGGAAACGAUCACGUAAUCAUCGUCUACUUCUUCAACAGUGCACACACACCAAACUCCUUCACCGACUGCUUCAGCUUUUAAGCCCACAGUUUGUGGAAGCGCCAUCACGUUUUUAGUCAACCGUGUGUUUAGCUCAUGCGAUCAAGACAGGUUUGCGAUCGACAAAGGCGGUCAACUUGUUUUAUAACAUAGCUAGUAAAUUUGUCUAAUCGAAUUAAAUUCCGCGAGCGUGCUUCAUAUUCCUAUUGUGCACGCUCAUGAUGUCAGCAAACAAAUGCCUCGAGAAAAAUAUUUUCCAUCGGGUUGAAAAUGUUAUAAAACAAUUGGUUCAUACUUCAGCUGUGCGUUCAUCGAGAUAUGAAGCACGCGGGAAGUUUGGCGGGCACGAAAGAUGCAUAAUAGUUGCUCGAGGCGGAGAGCAACUCUUGCUUCUUCUUCAACCCAAGCAGAAUGUAUAUUUGUUUUUUUCAAUGUCACUAAAACGACUAUCGUUGAUCCUAGAGGAACACAGAGGAAAUCUUAAGAGUGUUGUGACUACAAUAGGAAUAAACAAGACAACAUACAAGUAAAAUUAUCAUUUUUCCUGUGCCAUAUAAUCUUUUUUCACCCGGAAGUCUUACUGCGUUUACAGAAGUUUGAAACUUGUGCCACGCAACUUCCUGCAUGGAAGCCUUUAAUUUUUUGGCUGGAAAGUGUCAUUUACUUACUAUAGCAGGUAAUUUAGUGUUAACAACUGAGUUGAAAACGUAAAUUAACCACCGUUAAGGGUAAAAAAGCUGACGUUUCGAGUGUUAGCCCUUCGUCAGAGUGAUUGGUGGAAUUGUGGGUUGUGUGUGGUUUUAUAUGCAGAAAGUGGAGCUACGCCAUUGGUGGGAAUAUGUUGACGAGAAAACAGGAAUAAAUUUGUUGAAUGAAAAGCGCUCGUUGAUUCCGUGGGGUUAAGGGUGCCGAUUUGGAAGAUGAAUUUUUGUUCUAGUGUUUUACGGCUUUCCGAACUGCCUAGAAGUAAGGAAAGGCCGCAAACUGCCGUAUGUUGUUUAGAAUGAUUAGGAAGAUUAAAGCGUCUAGUGACUGGUUUGGCUGCGUCCUUGUCAUUUCUUUCCACGUCGCGAAGCUGUUCUCGGAAUCGGUCACCUGGUCGUCUUCCUGUUUCGCCGAUGUAUAACUUAUUGCAAUAAGUGCAAAUUAUGCAGUAAAUAACAUAGGCGGAGGUACAAGUAAAGUGAUCAGUGAUCUUAAUGGAUCUCUUAGGUCCCGAUAUUUUCUUUACGUUAUGAAUGUUCGCGAAUUGUCCCUAUAAAAAAGAAGAGGCAGGCCCGCAGAGAUUUUUACAUAUUUAUAAACUAGAUUAUUAUAACCAGCUAGGUGGGCAGUUUCAGUUCCAGAAUCUGGGUACUUUUGGAGAAAUUCAGAUAAACGUUUUCCCUGUUUUACCCGACAACAAAAUUGACCGAAACUGUACCGAGAUGAAUAAUCUACUGGUGUGUUCACAUUCACUCCCAGGAAAAUUGAAUAACUCAACGUGAAGACGAAUGAUGUUACUAUGUAUAGUAGAAGUGCCAAUUUAUAAUGUUGUAUUUAGCUUCAGAGAGAGAGAUAAACAUUUCACUCUUUUUUUGCGACGUUUUUGUAAGAAAAUGAGGCCCCAGGCCUCGAACAAACAGCCGUUGUUACCAUGGCAACAAGAGUGCUGCGACCUUUAAAAGGGCAUUUUUGUGCAUCCCCUGAGUGCCUAACUGCAUGCAAAAUUUGAAGGGGGGUUGAAAAUUUUCAUUUCCUAAGAUGUUUGAUUCUUACAGAGACUUGUUCUUAAUCCUGCAACACCUAAGAGUGACUGACAUGUAAUUUCUCCACACAUUAGACUCAUCCCUGAGUCAAACAUUAGGGUCACAAGGAUAUCGUAAAUGAUCACCAACUGAAAAAGCUCUUCAUUGUUUAAAUAAUUCUUCCUUGUCGGCACAAUUGUAUAGUGAACAGCAUGGAAAAUAUUCAUAAUUAUGUUAGGGUAUGAAAGAUUAAGUCAAGUUAUUCGAACUUUGAUGGCCACCUUUGAAUAGUGCGAUGGUGCUAUCAUUCAGCCGAAAUUCCUUUUGGAUUAAACGUUUACAUUUAUAUUACUAUUAUUAUUACUAUUAUUAUUAUUUAUAUUAGUGCUAUUGCUUUGUAAUCAUCAUCAUUACUGCAGUUGUUAUCAUAGCUGCUUUUGUUGUUUCGGAUGUUGAUUGUUUAUAUUGUGGCUAACACCGUCUUUAUCAUCGUUAUUAUUUAUUUUGGUCAAAGUAACUAGUAUUCCCUCGGUCUCAUGAGCAAAAAACUCAUUUGCAUACUGAAACAAAAAUUAAAAGCAUGGAACUUACGGCAACCGUAACAACAGAGUCUAAAAAACGAAAGUCCGUCAUUGUUUUGCAGGUACUUAUUCAGGAGACUGGGGAAAGGCGUAUUGCUGCUCUGGGUGCUGUGCAUGAGUCGUACGACUGUCAUAAAAUGCCUGGCUGGGAUAGUGGAACAGUCGGUUACCACAUAGACGAGGGCAAAAUAUUUGAAACUGGCUUCCAUAAGCAGGGAAGAGAAGUCGAAGAUAUGGGUUACUUUGACGGUAGGUUUACGAUAUUUGCCACAAGAAUUUGUUAGCGCGUGGAAACAUAAUCAAAGUCUUACCGUCCUUCUGAGGGCGACCUUGCGACAGUUGGUUUCUGUUUUCCAAAAGAAAAAGAUUCAGAAAUUUUAGUUUGUAAACGUUAUAGAGAUCACUUUAAAAUUGUCAUAGACUCCGAGAGAUGAUUAUUCUGACAUGCAUGAGGUAAAUGGGAAAUGUAUUGUAGUUGUGUGACCAAGAUAGAAUGUUGAACGAAGUUGCUUUAAAAUCCAUGUGCCUGGAGUGUGAAACUGAAAAAACCCUGAAUCCUUCGAUCGUGGGGGAGGUUCUAACCCUCACCUUCUGCUUGCCGAUCAAAUGGUCUACAGAUUCAUAUCAGCAAAUGCUUGACGCUGCUAGGAUCAUUUAUAUCGUCAACAUUCCUUGUAUAAAUACAGUAAGGGAGAUUGAACUUUUUUUCGAAUGAACGAAGAGGCAGGUCAUUAAUCAAGACCGAACAACAAGGGAAAAAAAUAAAAUUUCACACCCGUGUGUAACACGGUUGGUUGCCUCAAGUUUGGCUUAUUUUGUUAUCUUUUCUCUAUGUAAUUGAUAACUUAGGAGCCAUGGCUUACCGCGGCGAUCUCAUCGCCUGUGAAGUUGAUUUUAGGGGAGUUCCCGAAGGAAAAGUCUCUGUGUUGUUCUUCUUGAAUGGUAUAGAAAUACGCGUUCUUCAGUGCAGUAUACCGAGGGAAAUAAACUAUUUCCUUUCGUUUCAUUGGGAUUUGAAGGCAUUACAGUGCUCACCAAGGUAUGUUCAA